AUGCCAAAGAAAUACCAGCAAAAGUCUCUCCAGAUUAAGCCGCAGUCAAGCAGUUCACACACCCUGUCACUAUCCCACUCAUCCACAACCCAACAAGAAUCUUCACAACGCACUGUCAAUGACUUGAUACGAGAUUCUCGUCGUCAGCAACUGCGAAAGGAACAGCAGAACUCUCCUCAUGGAGCACUCACCACUGUAACUGCGGGUUCAGUGCCUCCGUCGGUAAGAGCAGUCUUAGACCUCCCGCCGCCGCCACCACCGCCCGAGCCACGAGUCGGCGUCAACCAUGGUGGAGGAACAAUCAGAUAUGGUCCUGGAAAUCCUAGCCCUGCUCGGUUUCGUCGAAUCCCUGGUCCACCUCCACCACGAUCAUGGUUGACGGACUCUAUUCAUGCUCCAGCGAAGUAUAAAAGAGGUAGUAAUGGUGAAUAUGAAAAUGACGGUCGUCGUUUACAGGUCCGAUCAAGCAUUCUCCCUUCGGGAUCCUUCCCGCCGGAGCGAUCUCUACAGCAUUUGGCUUUGAAAAAGAUCGCAAGCAACUGGGCGUGGCACGUUGAGUAUGAACGUGAAUACCUGGCCUACCUGCCUUUAAAUCUCAAAGAGACCCUAUUGAGCUACUUAGCCAUAUACAAUGAGUUGGGAUCUCCUGGCCUUAAUCCACUGAGGAUCUUGUUCCUAGAUGGAGAACAACAAGUUCAGGAAGAUCGCGAUGAAGUACAGCGUCUGGAUCUCGGCAAUGGACUCGGACUUUGGACAAGUUUGAAAGGACUGGAGAAAGAUUUGGUCACCAAGACUGUUGCCAAAAAGGCAUCCACUUCAGUUGAUGUGCAGGAUAGUUGGGAUGCUGAUGAUGACAGUGACGACUUUCCCAAAAAUAAUCCCACAGCAGUCCCUCGAGUCGUCCACAGUUUUCAGAACCUGAAGCAUUUGUCACUUUCCAUAUCUCCAGAUAACACUCAUGCGGCCUCUUGGACGUCGUUGUGUUCGCUUGCGACCGAGCUAGGUACUCUAUCGUCCUUGUCGCUAGCAUACUGGCCGCAACCCACGUUCACACCGAAUGCGGCCACAACACGAGCUGUCGUUCAUGUGCCUGGUGCUAGACCCGUUGUGUAUGGUGGAACAAACAUAUAUUCCUCCCUGGAUAAUGAUUGGCGCGAAGCUGCCGGUAUCUUGCGCACACUGAGUCGAGCACUUUACUGUUUGACUUGGUUAGACCUGACAGGUUGUGGCAAUUGGUGGGAUGCACUUCUUUGGCCUUCAAUGACAUCUAGUGACAAUGCCGAGGCUGAGAAUAUUGGACCCGAAUGGAAUGGAGGCUGGAGAGGCCUUGAGAAAUUAGUUCUCCAUCCAGGGUGGAAAUCAAUACCCCCACCACCACCUCCUGUAAAUCAAGGGCAAGCAGUCCAUGGUGAGCAAGACUGGAAUGUUGAACAUGAGCGUCUGGCAUUUCGCUAUCAAAAAGAAGAACAGCGUUUAGCAGAAAUGGAGAGAACGGCGAAAAGGGUAGCGACCCAACUUCGAAUAUUGAGAAAAUCUUGCGGUGGAAGAUGGCUUGACGUUGAUGUUGGACCUGCACCAUAA
Messenger RNA from Exophiala bonariae, 1581 nucleotides. RefSeq lists its product as uncharacterized. Lineage: Eukaryota; Fungi; Ascomycota; Eurotiomycetes; Chaetothyriales; Herpotrichiellaceae. The coding region runs from base 1 to 1581 and encodes 526 amino acids. The transcript has a single exon. The record is from RefSeq and is a predicted model, not a curated record.